AUGGUUAAGGCUGGAUUUGCUGGAGAUGAUGCUCCACGAGCUGUGUUCCCUAGCAUUGUUGGGUACCCCCGUCACACUGGUGUGAUGGUGGGUAUGGGACAAAAAGAUGCAUACAUUGGAGAUGAAGCUCAGUCAAAACGUGGUAUUUUAACACUCAAGUACCCAAUUGAGCACGAAGAGCACCCAGUUCUCCUAACUGAAGCACCUCUCAACCCCAAGGCUAACCGUGAAAAGAUGACUCAAAUUAUGUUUGAGACAUUCAACACUCCUGCUAUGUACGUUGCUAUUCAAGCUAUCCUUGCCCUGUAUGCUAGUGGUCGUACUACUGGUAUUGUGCUGGAUUCUAGUGAUGGUGUCAGCCACACUGUCCCAAUACAUGAAGGGUAUGCCCUUCCGCAUGCCAUCCUUCGUCUUGUCUUGGCUGGUCGUGACCUAUCUGAUCACUUAAUGACAAUCCUUACUGAGCGUGGUUACUCCUUCACCACCUCAGCAGAGCGGGAAAUUGUGAGAGACGUGAAAGAAAAGUUAGCUUAUAUUGCCCUUGACUACGAGCAGGAGCUCGAGACUUCAAAGACAAGCUCUGAUGUUGAAAAGAGCUAUAAGUUACCUGAUGGACAGCCUUCAAUGAUUGGAAUGGAAGCAGCAGGAAUCCAUGAGACGACAUACAACUCCAUCAUGAAGUGUAAUGUUGAUAUCAAGAAAGAUCUUUAUGGCAAUAUUGUACUGAGUGGUGGCUCAACCAUGUUCCCGGGUAUUGCUGACAGAAUGAACAAGGAAAUUUCAGCUUUAGCUCCAAGCAGCAUGAAGAUUAAGGUGGUUGCACCUCCAUAA
Molecule: messenger RNA, 831 nt
Organism: Fraxinus pennsylvanica
Lineage: Eukaryota; Viridiplantae; Streptophyta; Magnoliopsida; Lamiales; Oleaceae
Source: the annotation of a GenBank genome assembly